GAGAGAGAGAGAAAUUAAUUACAAUUAACUGUUGUUUACAACAGUUUUUCCAAUCGUCUCUCAGUUGCCAUUAUGAAGUUGAUCAAAAUCUUUGGUCAAUCCGAUUAAUGUAACAAAUCGGAUCUAAUUUCUUAGUUUAAUUCAUUAUUUAAGUUUGUGUCUGUGUAUGUGAUUAACUUAAUCAUCAGUGUAGAAAAAGAAUAAUCAAUUUUCUAAUUGUUCUAGUUACCAAUUGAUUGGAGAGAAAAUCAGAAUUGAGUAAAAAUUUUCUAUUCCAAAUAAAGUGAAUCUCAUUUUCGUUUGAUAAUAAUGUCAACUCUUGAUGUUUCUCCAGAAUUGGAUGCGACCUCAAUUCCGUCUCCAUCUCCAAUAUCAUCAGGAUCAUCUUUCUAUAUAAUUCUGAUACGAAUUAUUUUAACAUGUUUACUAUGUUUCAUUGGUUAUUAUUAUUUGUACAAAAAAGCACAAUCAAUGAGAAGACGAAAUCAAAUGAUUGAUAAAUUACCUGGACCCAAAUCGUUCAAUCCCUUGAUGGGUAACCUGCCAAUAGAAAUAUUGAAAUACAUCGGAGCGGAUUACGAAGCCUCGAAGGAUUUAUACUACAUGCUGUUAAAUGCUGUUCGUGGUUAUACACAAAUCUAUGAUUCCGAUAGGAUAUUUCGUCUUUGGUUGGGUUGGGAACCUGUUGUUAUCCUUUGGAAGCCCGAAAACGUUGAAACUAUUUUAUCAAAUAAUUUUCUAUUAGAUAAAUCAUCUCAAUAUGAUUUACUUCAUCCCUGGUUGGGCACUGGUUUAUUAACCUCCACAGGUAACAAGUGGAGAUCACGGAGGAAACUGUUGGUUCCCGCUUUUCAUUUUAAAAUUUUACAUGAUUUCGUUCCCGUUUUCAAUGAGCAGGGCAACGUAAUGGUUGACCGAUUAAGGGAAAUCGCCCGAUCCGGUCAACCAAUCGACAUUGUCCCUGUUGUUACUGCCUGUACUUUGGACAUUAUUUGUGAAACAAUCAUGGGAGUAUCAAUUGGAGCUCAAAAUAAUCCCAACAAUAGUUAUUGUCGAGCAGUUUAUGAGGUUGGUGAGUGUUUCCUUGAACGUCUAAUGCAACCCAGUUAUUGGCCUGAUGCAAUUUACUACCGAUUAGAAAGAGGCAAAGAGUUUCGUCGGAAAGUUCAACAUUUACACGAUUUUACCAUGAAAGUUAUUCGAGAUCGUAAAGAUGAAAUGAUGAAUAAACAAGUUCGAAGACCAUCAACAAUUAGUUUAUCAACGGGUUCCGGUGAACCGAUUUCCCUCACAAUGCCUGCAUCAAGUGAACGGCGUUUGGCUUUCAUGGAUUUACUGUUGAAACAUCACAUUAAUGGCGGUGAACUUUCAGAAGAGGACAUUAGAGAGGAAGUUGACACUUUCAUGUUUGAAGGACAUGAUACAACGGCCAUGGCGAUGUCUUGGAUAAUUUAUCUUCUUGGACACAACAUGGAAGUCCAAGAUCGCCUUGCACUCGAAGUCGACUCAUUGUUUGACGAUUUAAACUCUGAAAUUAAAGCCGACGGUUCAAACGGGUCAACAACCGAGAUCACUUUGGACGCUAUUAAACAGCUCAAGUAUCUUGACUGUGUAGUUAAAGAGGGUCUUCGUCUUUGUCCCUCUGUACCUUUGAUCGGUCGAUCGGCUACCGAGGAUAUGACCAUUUCCGGCCACACUGUGCCCGCUGGAACUGUUAUCUAUUGUUUCAUCUAUCAACUUCAUCGAGAUCCUGAAAUUUUCCCUGACCCUGAAGUCUUUAAUCCCGAUCGAUUUUUACCCGAAAACUCUGGGGGUCGUCAUCCAUUUGCUUACGUACCUUUUUCAGCUGGACCUCGAAAUUGUAUCGGUCAAAAGUUCGCCCUUGCCGAACUUAAAAUUGUCCUUGCUCGACUUAUUCGUCAUUAUCGAUUCGUUUCCCUCGAUCAACCUGACAAAGUACUUUUCACCAUGGAAAUGGUUCUUAGACCCAAGGUACCGAUUAAGGUCAAAGUUUACGAACGAGUUUUCAAUCGGACACCAUUUAGUUCACUUAAUAUGGUCCAGUAAUUAAUUUAAUUUCCUAAUUGUAAGCAAAUUACUUGAUCCAUUUAGUGUUGAGUGUUUACAUCUAUUAAUACAUAAAUUGUUUUCCUUUUUCAUAAUCAAGGAGAAAUUAACUCAA
Panonychus citri (citrus red mite) is the source of this 2182-nucleotide messenger RNA. RefSeq names its product cytochrome P450 4C1-like. The record is from RefSeq and is a predicted model, not a curated record. The transcript has 4 exons. Bases 310 to 2067 code for a protein of 585 amino acids. NCBI's taxonomy places the organism in Eukaryota, Metazoa, Arthropoda, Arachnida, Trombidiformes, Tetranychidae. Gene Ontology annotation, molecular function: heme binding; oxidoreductase activity, acting on paired donors, with incorporation or reduction of molecular oxygen; iron ion binding.